Molecule: messenger RNA, 757 nt
Organism: Aspergillus vadensis CBS 113365
Lineage: Eukaryota; Fungi; Ascomycota; Eurotiomycetes; Eurotiales; Aspergillaceae
Exons: 3
Coding region: 293-757 (154 amino acids)
Source: RefSeq, a predicted model, not a curated record
CUGAUUCUGGAUUGUACUUAAUCUUAACCAUCAUGCAGCAUAAAUGCAAUAGCAAAUAUAAUUUGCUCAAUCGUAUCAUUUAUGAACUGCAAAUAUAGAUUUCACAAAAGAUUGAUACUAGAUUAAGAUGGCAGUGGCUCUGUACGUAUUUGAGUAUAGAUACGCCAGAAACUGAGGAGCCAAAAGAAUAACCCUUUCCAAUUUCCAGAAAGUGAAGAUUGACCGUCCUUAUUUGCUGGUGUCGGUAUUGAAGUCUUUUUGGAGCUUUGCCAGAAGAAAGUUGUUAUAAAAAAUGAACAGUAUUCCAGAUAAGACGGCGAAGAAUCCUGUCACUGCGGCAGUUACAGUAGCAGUAACUGACCAUGUCUUAGCUCGGGCUGUGUACACAUUGAUAAGUGUAUUGAAGAAGCCAGUAGCUGAAUUAAUCAGAACAGGCCUGGAGAGUGUUAGCCAGCUCGCUCCACAAAGACCGAUAAAACAGCAAGUUGCUGCAAUACCAAGAAGGGAGACAUUUUGGACAGCUUUAUAUGCUGUUCGACCAACUUCAUUCGCAUCGCUGGCCUUCUUUAAGGAUGCAGACGUCUGCAAAGACGUGAAUGUGCCGGGAAAAACCAGAUAUCCAGCCAAUAGGAUCCAGCAGAAAGUCGCCGCCAAAAUAUUCGAUCCGGUGAUUCAGAUGCAUGCUGAGGUUUGUCUUCUGACACAGUCCAAUUUCGGGGGACAAGACAACGUAGGGACGGCAAGCGAAAACGGUUAA